UAGAAUCCAUCAUGGUUAAGGUUCUAAUGGCUUUAACAAGCUGAUAUUGAAUUGUAUAGAUCUACUGAUACAAAACUAUUAGACAUGGAUUCCCGGAUACCUAUUUAUCAGGAUUACCCUGAUUAUGAUAUGGGUGAAGAUGAAUUUGCAGAACCUGAGUUUUAUGUAGAUCAAUUCUACCCCCCGCAGGAGGAAUAUGAAGAGCUUGAAGACGGAGGGGGUUUAGCCCCCUUCUCUUUGGCAGAGAUACUAGAGCACUGUAUAGAACCUACCGUCACAGAUGGAUUAAAGCAUAUGAGUAAGAUUUUGAUGUGGAGUUUAAUAUUUCGAAUUAGUACACAGUUAAUGGAUAUUCCUCCUUGGACUAAACAUGCAACCAGUAUUGUGACCGGAACCAUCUUAGCGUCUAAUUUCUUCUCCGAGUCUGUAUUCUAUUUGCUGGUGCUGAUAACUCUGAGUUACCCCGUCCUUGUGAUCUUAUCCUCGUCUAGAGGACCCAUCCUUGCUCUACUAGUCAUAUCCUUCAAUAUAGGAUGUGAGAAGUUUGUAGCUGACCCAGUAUCCUGGCAUAUGGUUCGGGGAGCCAUCAUGAUCUGCUCAAUGAAAAUUAUCUCCGUUGGUUUUGAUCUAGAUGAGUCGGACCGCAAAAAAGAUUCUAAUCCUGAAAGUAAAGAUCUCAAAUCUGAACCUGCUCCUGGUGAUAAAAAGAACAGAGACAAGAGCGCAGUUAGGUUCAGGACGGAGAAGAAGAACGGGAUGAAAACUGAACCUGAAACUGAGAAGAAGGAGUUAGGAAAUGAGGGUUUAAUAUCUCUACCAGGAUGGUUUGAAUUUGCAGGAUACUGUCUGUGUCCUGGAACUGUUGUCCUGGGCCCCUGGUUACCCUUCCAGGAAUAUCAGAAUAUAUUCAUCAAACCUAGAUGGAAUUUAAACUGGUUUAUCAAAAUUCUUUUCACUGUGUUCUUCUCCUUCAUGUUUCUAACCAUAAGUACCUGCUGGAACCCCUGGUUAAUCCCUGACUCUGGGUGGAAGUGGUGGUUAGCUUACAGGGACGCCAUGAGCUUCAGGGCCUCACACUACUUCGUCAGCUUCAUUUCGGAGGCCAGCGCUAUAACUGCUGGAUUCGGGGCAUCCAAGACCGGUGGGAGUACACAGUGGCAGGUUCAAGUGACACAGCCUCACAAUAUCGAGGUUCCGCGGUCUCUGGUCGAGGUCGUUGUUUCCUGGAAUAUACCGAUGCAUGCUUGGCUUAAGAAGUAUGUUUUCAAACCAACUCGAAAAACAUUAGGAAACGGAGCUGCACUGUUUGCUACGUAUGCUGCUAGUACUCUUCUUCAUGGUUUAUCUGCUCAACUAGCUGCUGUUCUCUUCUCCUUGGGUCUUUAUACUUGGGUAGAACAUAGUUUUAGGGGUAAAGUGGCAAGAAUUAUGAAUGCAAGUUUAGAAACAAGAAGAGAUACAGAAAACAAAUUCAAACACCGGGAAGGGACCACGUGGGUUAUCCUGGUGAACCUGAUGUUCGGGUUCCUUACGAUGUUCCACCUGGCCUACCUCGGGGUCAUGUUCAACCAGACCGAGGAGAGUGUGACGGGGUACUCCUGGUUCCAUACACUAAAUAAGUGGAAAAAUCUAGAUUUUAUCAGUCAUUAUAUUGUCGGGGGUGUUCUCCUGGUUAACUGGGUUCUGUAGAGUACUAGUAAACUGUAUAUAUACUCUUCAGACUGUGUUCACAACUUGUUUGUGCUGUACACUGACUGUACAGUGUAUAUUAAAACCUAUUUUAUACAUCAUGUUUCAAGAUUUAUUAGUUAAUAUUCGUAAAACUUCUGUAAAUCUUCUUUUCCCUUAUCUAAGCACUGCUAAAUGCUACUGAUACGAGACUGUUAUUAUAAUUAUCACUUGUUUAAAAAUGAAAAAUGAAAAUGUUAGAAAAGAAUCUCUGCAGAGUAAGGUUUAAGAAAUCAAUGGUUCUGAAUAAAAAUAUGAUUAUCAACAAAAUAAUUUA
Messenger RNA from Eurytemora carolleeae, 2005 nucleotides. RefSeq names its product protein-serine O-palmitoleoyltransferase porcupine (gene por). Gene Ontology annotation, biological process: lipid modification; protein palmitoylation; Wnt protein secretion. Gene Ontology annotation, molecular function: palmitoleoyltransferase activity; Wnt-protein binding. Lineage: Eukaryota; Metazoa; Arthropoda; Copepoda; Calanoida; Temoridae. The record is from RefSeq and is a predicted model, not a curated record. The transcript is spliced from 14 exons. Gene Ontology annotation, cellular component: membrane; endoplasmic reticulum. Bases 85 to 1689 code for a protein of 534 amino acids.